GUGACUCCUGAAGUCCGGAUUGAAGCGCGAGGAGGCCCUAGGACCGAGGUUAAGGCAAGAAGAAAUCAGAGAGCACCUGGGGAGAGGUUCAGAACCUGACUUUGAGAGCGACCCAGGAUCUUUGAGAGCCUGAUGAAGGCUUGAACCCCCUAUCUAGCCUGAGCAGCUGCCCGUUGUGGGGGCUGUCCCUUCCAGGGCUCGGCUGGACUUCUCUCUGAAUCCCAGUUGCAGCAACACAUCCAGCACGGGGGGAGGGGGCCACCAUCCAUAAGGUUCUCACAGUAGCUUGGGAAGAUGUGGAAUUGGAUCCGCCCGGUUGGAGGCGCUGCCCUCCGCCCUCACCUGCAGCUUCCGUCCCGCCUGCUGCCACCCCAGGACUCUGCCCUGGGGCUGCCUGGCAUUGGGGUUCUCCUUGGAACUGGGGCUCUUUCUGGCAGAAGCCAAGGCUCACCUGUGUCUUCAGCCCCCUCCAUGAGUGAGGCAAACCAAACCACCGCGGGGCCCUCGGAGCUCCCUGCAGCAUCCACCAUGUCUCCUGAACUGGGCACUGGGGCCCGGGCGUGGCCUGUGCUGGUAGGGGUUGUACUGGGGGCUGUGGUCCUCUCUCUCCUCAUCGCGCUUGCUGCCAAAUGCCACCUCUGCCGUCAGUACCACACCAGCUACCAGCAUCGCCCGCUGCCUGGGGCUGGGAAGAGGGACCACCCCGAGGUGGGUGAAGAUGAGGAUGAUGAUGGCUUCAUUGAGGACAAUUACAUUCAGCCUGGGGCUGGGGGGAUGGGGACGGGGGGUAGCAGGGACACCUUCUCCCUCUGAGUGCUGACCUUUGGACUCCUACUCCAUGCCUGACAGCUCAAGGGGAGUGGGGACUACAUGGGAGCCAUGAGCCUCAAGGACAGAGGUGGCUGGGCUUAAGGGUGGAGCAGGGAAGGACACUCUUUCUCGCCCAACCCAUCCUCCACACUGGCCAUCAAAGUGACAGUGACCUUCUUUUGCUCAAUAACCCUCAAUGGCUCCCUGCUGUUCUCAGGAUAAAGCCCAACAAGGGCCUGAGUAUGAAAAUGAGGUCUUAGAUACUCAGGCCUCUGUUGGCCCCUUGGUUGUCUUUCUUUCCUUUGCCUACUUUACCACCUAUUUAACUGAAUGUUUUGUUAUUCUGCCACCCAUCUAUUUUUUCAUGCAACUUUGUUCAUGCUGUUCCCCUGUUUAGAUUGCCCUUCCCUUUUUCACCCGACAAAUACUCUAUGACAGUGAUGAAAAACCCUGGCCAACAGACCCAGGUGGCCUGCUUACCUCUCAGCAUUUCAUAUGUGCCCGGAUGGUAACAUUUUAGCAGUUAAAAACCAGUGCCAAGUUUCCUACUGAAAAUUUUUUUUCCAAUCCAAUAAAUUUGGGCUGUCCAAAUUGUUAUGAUAUAUUAUAUUUUUCACAGGAAUUUAUAAAUCUAUUUUCCUUUUGACUAAAAAUUUUUAAAAGUCACUCAUUUUAAUUUUUCCUGAACUAGAACUUGUGCAUAAAAAUGUUCCUUAUCACUCAGAACUGGAAGACACCUCUCAGACAUCCCUUCCCCCGGUAUGCCUUUUGCAAGCCCCUCCCUUUAAUGACCCCUGUGAAUUUCUCUAUCGUUGCCCUCACCAAGUUUUAUUUUAAUUUUUAUUAUACUUACUAUGCCUGUCCCCACCACUGGACUGUGAGCUCUCUGAGGCCAUGGGGUAUAUCUUAUUCUGUAUCUUCAGAUUCUCACAUGAGAUGGAUGCUAAAUAAAUAUUUGUUGAAUA
Messenger RNA from Choloepus didactylus (southern two-toed sloth), 1775 nucleotides. RefSeq names its product chromosome 2 C1orf210 homolog (gene C2H1orf210). Bases 295 to 813 code for a protein of 172 amino acids. The record is from RefSeq and is a predicted model, not a curated record. The transcript is spliced from 4 exons. NCBI's taxonomy places the organism in Eukaryota, Metazoa, Chordata, Mammalia, Pilosa, Megalonychidae.